Lodderomyces elongisporus is the source of this 1422-nucleotide messenger RNA. RefSeq lists its product as uncharacterized. Gene Ontology annotation, biological process: retrograde transport, endosome to Golgi. The transcript has a single exon. Gene Ontology annotation, cellular component: cytoplasm; late endosome. The coding region runs from base 1 to 1422 and encodes 473 amino acids. Gene Ontology annotation, molecular function: oxidoreductase activity. Lineage: Eukaryota; Fungi; Ascomycota; Pichiomycetes; Serinales; Debaryomycetaceae. The record is from RefSeq and is a predicted model, not a curated record.
AUGACCCAGGAUUAUCUACAAUUUCAAUCAGAGCCUUCAGGAAGGCAUGAAGGAAAACAUCAUAUUAUAAUUGCUGGUGCAGGGAUCAUUGGUGUGUGUACAGCGUACUUCAUUGUCAAGCACCCCAAAUUUAACCCUGACAAAUACCAUAUUACCAUAAUCGAGAGCAAACGUGUUGCUGGAGGUGCUAGUGGUAAAGCUGGAGGGCUAUUUGCACUUUGGGCGUUUCCAGAACAGAUUGUACCUUUAUCGUUCAAUUUACAUCAGGAACUAGCUAAUGAGUUCAAUGGUGCAGAGGAAUGGGGUUAUAGGCGAUUGACGACGGUGUCGUUAGAGGGUGACAUCUCACACAUUUCUGAUGAAGUCGAAGAUGAGAACAAGAAAACUUUGGAUCCACCAAAGAGGCAAACGCGCUCGUCAUCGAUUCUUCAGCUCGACUUUAAAAAGAACCAACUCCCAUCGAGUUUGAACUGGAUAAACUCCGCGUUGAUUGAAAAUUGUACAACCCUUGGUGGCACAGAUACUACAGCACAAGUGCAUCCAUACAAGUUUACCAAUUAUAUAUUGAAAAAAGCUGUGGAGUUCUCACAAGGCUCAAUUGAAUUGAUUUUGGGAAAAGUAGAGAAUGUGACUUAUUCAGAGGAAUCAGGUUCUGCAACGGGUGUAAGAUAUCAGCCAACAUCGGUUAAAGAAGGUGGGAAAUAUAACGAUUUAAUAGAGUUACAAGCAGACCAAGUUGUGCUAACAGUGGGACCCUGGACAUCCAGGAUUCUUCCUGAUUGUCCAAUCUCUGGACUCCGUGCACAUUCGAUCACCGUGGCGCCUUUUAAAGAUCAACCAGUGAGCCCUUAUGCCAUAUUCACCGAGUUCAAAGUAGGGCCAACAUCAUACAUUUCUCCCGAAAUAUAUGCUCGACAAGAUGAAGUAUAUGUAUGUGGAGAGGGUGACAGUGCAGUUGAUGUUCCGGAAACGACUGAUGAUGUGGAAGUUGUGAGGUCAAAAUGUGACGAAUUGUACAAACAGGUGAGCAAGAUAUCGCCCAACUUGAAGAAAGGUCAUAUAUUACGACGCCAAGCAUGCUACUUACCGGUGCUAGACGUACCAUCUUCAAGUGGUCCUCUCAUCGGGGAAACCAAUGUGACCAACUUGUACCUUGCAUCGGGCCAUUCUUGCUGGGGUAUCAAUAAUGCACCAGGAACUGGUAAAAUCAUGAGCGAGCUUCUUCUUGAUGGGUCCGUCAAAUCUGCCGACAUCAGCAGUCUAGACCCUUCCUUCUACUUCGACGCUAGCGUUAUAUUAGAAGAUGGAGAUGAGGAGGGGGAGGUAGAAGAAAAAGAUGAUGAUGAUGAUGAUGAAGAGGAGGAGGAGGAAGAGGAGAAUGGAACAGAUGGAAGCUAUACCGAGGAGGAAAAUUUUAAUUAA